AGCGCUCUGUACAGCUAAGAAGACAAUCAGGACUCUAUUUGCACUACGUGAUCGCACAUUUCUUCAACCGGAAGGGAUUAAUGAAAACAAAGAAGACAGCAAGAAUAGUGCAGAUCUGACAGGGACCGGGAUGGAAAUCAGACGCCGAGAGCCGGGCCGGGCAGUCACACGGCAAGUACUGUUAUUUCCCUUCUUAUUGUCUUUGUUUUGCCGGGCGGUCUCGGAGCAGAUUCGUUAUUCGAUUCCUGAGGAAAUAGCGAAAGGUUCCCUUGUGGGGAAUCUCGCCAAGGAUUUGGGACUGAGUGUGAGAGAACUGCCCAACCGGAAGCUCCGUGUUGUCUCUGCAGCUAAAAAGCAAUACUUCAGCGUGAAUGGGGAAAGUGGCAACGUUUAUGUGAAUGACAGGAUAGACCGGGAAGAGAUAUGCGGGACAUCUCAACUCUGCGUCAUAAAUUUCGAAACUGUGCUGGAAAAUCCCUUGAAUGUUUUCCACGUAAAUGUCGCGAUCCAGGACAUUAACGAUAAUGCCCCGCGUUUCUUAAAAGAUAAUAUCAAACUAGAGAUUAUUGAAUCUACUUUACUAGGUGCCCGUUUUCUUCUGGGCAAUGCUGAAGAUCCUGACGUUGGAAUGAACUCUCUGCAGAGUUAUCAGUUGAGCCCCAAUCAAGAUUUCAUCCUGGAAGUCAAAGAGAGCCAGGAUGGCAAUAAAUAUGCAGAUUUAGUGCUGCAGAAACCCCUGGAUCGGGAGAGCCAGAGCAGCCUUCACUUGAUCCUCACGGCUGUGGAUGGGGGAGAGCCGCAGAGAACUGGGACCGCCAAGAUAUGGAUUAAUGUCACCGACGCCAAUGACAACCCCCCCAUCUUCACACAGGAGCUCUACAAAGUCAGCCUGAGGGAAAAUGCACCGACGGGCUCCUUAGUGCUUCAGGUUAAAGCCACCGACAACGAUGAAGGUUCAAAUGCUCAGAUCAGCUACAUUAUUAACAAGGUAUCAGAAAAGACCCUUCAGAAAUUCAGCCUGGACUCAGAAAAUGGAAAAAUCACAGUAAAGGAGCCCUUGGACUUUGAAGAGACACGUGAUUAUCGCAUGGCAGUAGAAGCAAAGGAUGGAGGCGGACUAGUGACACACUGCAAAGUGGAAAUAGAAGUUAUUGAUGAGAACGACAAUGCCCCCGAAGUGACAUUCACAUCUGUGUCCAGUCCUGUCCCAGAAGAUUCAGUACCUGGGACAGUGAUAGCUCUGAUCAGUGUUAAUGAUCUAGAUUUUGGAGAUAAUGGAAAUGUCUCAUGCCAUUUACUGGAUGAUUUUCCGUUUACUACAAUGUCGUCUUCUAAUAAUUACUACAAGCUCCUCACAGACAGCACCCUGGAC
Molecule: messenger RNA, 1372 nt
Organism: Terrapene triunguis (Three-toed box turtle)
Lineage: Eukaryota; Metazoa; Chordata; Testudines; Emydidae
Product: protocadherin gamma-B1-like
Exons: 1
Biological process (GO): homophilic cell-cell adhesion
Cellular component (GO): plasma membrane
Molecular function (GO): calcium ion binding
Source: RefSeq, a predicted model, not a curated record